Ceratina calcarata is the source of this 626-nucleotide messenger RNA. RefSeq names its product ER membrane protein complex subunit 7 (gene EMC7). Bases 58 to 612 code for a protein of 184 amino acids. The transcript is spliced from 3 exons. Gene Ontology annotation, molecular function: carbohydrate binding. Lineage: Eukaryota; Metazoa; Arthropoda; Insecta; Hymenoptera; Apidae. The record is from RefSeq and is a predicted model, not a curated record. Gene Ontology annotation, cellular component: EMC complex.
AGCUAUGAAAAGUAUCGAGGGCAAACUUCCUAUCGUUCGUUAAGUAUAUUAGUCAACAUGAUUAUGUACAAAAUCGUGAUUUUUCUAUUUUUCGUUAUUGUCAACACGUCAAAUAAAUGUGUAAUUGCCGAAAACGAUGAGGACGCGUCUACGGAUCUGUACGUUAUCGAGGGAAAAGUUUUCCCGUGGGAAAACGGGGCUCCAAACGGAUGGCAACUGAUGACACACGUCAUGGCCAACGGUGGAGAACAUUACGGUUUCUUAAGGGAGGACGGAACGUUUAUUAUCUCAAAUGUACCAUCUGGCUCAUACGUAAUCGAAGUUGUCAACCCCAAUUAUGUUUAUGAGCCUGUAAGAGUAGAAAUUAAUUCUAAGGGAAAAUUCAGAGCAAGAAAAGUUAAUCUGAUUCAAACAUCACAAGUGAUACAGGUCCCCUACCCACUGAAAAUGAGGCCACUUACCCCAUUCCGUUAUUUUCAAGUCAGAGAACAGUGGAGAGUUACAGACUUUUUGUUCAAUCCAAUGGUAUUGAUGAUGAUACUACCACUAUUAUUGAUCAUGAUUAUACCAAAAAUUACAAAUGAACCUGAUACUAGAAAGGUCUGUAAAUAAUUGAAUCAGAAAAU